AUGCAUGUGAAUAUGGACGAGAGUGAAGAGUUGAGGACUGGAGACGAAGAAGAUGCGAGAGACGAAGAGGAUUAUGUAGACCAUGCCUUGGCCAAGCCAAGAUGGCGGAUAGAGUUGAAGUUGAUUUCGCUCGCAGCGGCACUCACGAUGGCGAGGGGGGCGACGGCGACGUCUCAGGCCGAUAGCUCUCAGGGGAAGAAAAGAAUCUUCGUCUGUGUGGAGCUCUCCGACUCAGACGUGGACGCGGUGGCCCGCACCAUCGAGCUGCUGCAGUGCCAGCAUCCCUGGAAGCAGCUGAGGAACCACACGCGGUGGGUGAACCCCAGGAGCUCCCACCUGACCCUGCGCUUCCUCGGAGACAUGGGGGACGAGGAGAUCGAAACACUGAGGUCCAAGCUCGACCUGGAGCUGGCAGCACUUGGGAACCUGGAGCCCUUCCCUCUUGCAGCUGCGUCUCUUGGGACCUUCCAGCGGAAGGCCUGCCGUCUGUGCUGUGGCUGGGGCUGA
Messenger RNA from Guillardia theta CCMP2712, 507 nucleotides. RefSeq lists its product as hypothetical. The transcript is spliced from 3 exons. The coding region runs from base 1 to 507 and encodes 168 amino acids. The record is from RefSeq and is a predicted model, not a curated record. NCBI's taxonomy places the organism in Eukaryota, Cryptophyceae, Pyrenomonadales, Geminigeraceae.